GUUGCACGUGAAGAAGUUAAAAAUAUUAGAGUGUUAGAACGCAUUGAUCAAUUAAAACAUAAUGGAAUGUGGAGUUUUCAGCAAAUUGAAUCAUUUAGGGAUCCACCGAGGAAUUACACUCACUGGGAUUAUUUGCUUGAUGAAAUGACUUUAAAAAAAGAGCGAAAGUGGAAAAUUGCUGCAGCAUUCCAUGUGAGUCGUUGGGUGAAGGCGUGGUUUCAAGCCGAAAAUAAAGCAGAUCCCGAUGACGGAGUACAAGAUUUGAAUGAUCUUCCAGUAAACCAAUCGAUGCUUUCUGAUGAAGUAAUGAUUGAUGUCGAGUCAGUCGAUGAUGACUCGUCAACAAGGCCUGAUGCUAACCAAGCGAAUACAAAAAACAAUGAUUCUAUAAUAAUGCCACCCCCUAUAUCGCCUAGCGUUUUACUGACUUUGCGGCAAAGAGUUAUCAAUUUACCGGCAGAUGCAUUUUUAUGUUGUCUAGAUGGACCAGAUG
Racocetra fulgida is the source of this 493-nucleotide messenger RNA. NCBI's taxonomy places the organism in Eukaryota, Fungi, Glomeromycota, Glomeromycetes, Diversisporales, Gigasporaceae. The record is from the annotation of a GenBank genome assembly.